Vollenhovia emeryi is the source of this 1245-nucleotide messenger RNA. Its product is annotated as methylmalonic aciduria and homocystinuria type D homolog, mitochondrial-like. The coding region runs from base 205 to 1044 and encodes 279 amino acids. The transcript has 5 exons. Gene Ontology annotation, biological process: cobalamin metabolic process. The record is from RefSeq and is a predicted model, not a curated record. NCBI's taxonomy places the organism in Eukaryota, Metazoa, Arthropoda, Insecta, Hymenoptera, Formicidae. Gene Ontology annotation, cellular component: mitochondrion.
AGGUGGCGGCACCCGACGCGCGACGAUACUCUCGCACGUCAAGCGAUAUGUGACAAAUAAAAAGUACGGACAUAGGUGCUGUAUAUUUUCCUCCCCCGAGCGUGCGAACCUUCCUCUCGCUGUAUGGGUCGAAAUCUCCCAAAUGUGAGCUGCGCCCUCGCUGCCUCGCGCCACCCCGCCAAAUGAUACGCACCGCUGUUCGCAAUGAUGCUCUGCGUAAGACAUGGGAGGCGGCACGGCGUCCCGUUGCUGUUCAACCUGAUCCCGCGGGCUCUCUAUUCGCGUCGCAGCGACCGGAGCACGAGUUCCUACAAGAUCAUCAAGUCCAAUGGCGACUCCCUGGACGAUAUCGACAACAGCGUUUUGGGUAUCAACUCCAACUGGGAGUUGUUGACGCCGAGAGGCUUCAGGUUCUACCUUCCUGGAGGCGUGGGACCCGCCUGGCUAGACGCUGCUACCACAGCCCAAGUCAAGACUCAGUUUGUCAAAUUGUUCGACGAAGAGGAAUUGAUGGAUUCCCUGAACAACAGGUACCGAAGGAACGUAGAAAAUUGGAAGGCCAUACGGCCGACGCUGGAGUGCAUGGCACAGGAAUGUCCUAUUCUCCUGCGGAAAAGCAUAGAGGAGCUGUUCCCGGGAUGCUUAGACGUGACAAUGUCACACCUCACUAUUAUAACUAUUAGUCAGAAGGCAAAUGCCAAGUCGAUGAGAUGGCGUAAGGAAGCGGAGACGGAGAAACUCGCCAAAUAUUUUGUUUUAGCAGCCUCCGACAUAUGUACAAAGCUCAAAAUGGUCGGUUACUGGGCGGACUUUAUUAAUCCCUUCAGCGGACAACCCUAUUUAAGUCCACGGAAGGGCGCCAAUCUCUACGAGACCGACGAACGAUUUCGCUGCGUAGGAUUUAAAGUGCAGCAGAGGAACAACUGCCGGAUUAUUGUGUCGGAUAAUAGUCUACAAAAUUUUAUCGGAAGUCUAUAUACCACAGCACCAGCGAGUACAGAGUUUUUAAAACAAAUAAUAAACGUUGAUAACGAAGAUCAAUAAAUAUGUGUACAUACAAAGAAAAGACUGUAGUUUACUUGUGUGAUUCUGUCAUUGAAGCCGUUGAAGUUUUAAUAAGUCCCUCACGUACCUGUGAUCAAUUCAGGUGUUCGGUUAUAAGGCAAGCGUGACUCGUCACCAAAUUUGGCUUCGCGUUACGAUGGCUACAUAUUGAUACAUCCUCAAUAAAGUACGGACGGAGUA